Messenger RNA from Drosophila subpulchrella, 1150 nucleotides. RefSeq lists its product as uncharacterized. NCBI's taxonomy places the organism in Eukaryota, Metazoa, Arthropoda, Insecta, Diptera, Drosophilidae. The transcript is spliced from 2 exons. Bases 170 to 781 code for a protein of 203 amino acids. The record is from RefSeq and is a predicted model, not a curated record.
AGAACAAUUUCACUUGCCCAGUUAGUUUAGCAACUCCAAAUCCCUAGCCAUGAAAAUUGUAUCUGUUUGACAAAAUAAAAAACAGCACAGUUCACAGGUUUAACCCAGUCGCAGCCACAAAAAACACACGGAGCAAAUCUAGCUGGGAUAAUCCGAGCACACACUCAGAAUGGGCGCCCAGUUGGCCGGCGAGACGCGUGCCGAGGGGGCGGAGGGCGGGGCAGGACCUGGACCCAUCCCAACACCCCACCUGCAGCAGGACUCCACGGCUAAGCAGGCAGAUAAGUCGGAAAAGUCGGACAAGGAGGAGCAGGAGCCGUCGGGACAGCAGGAGCCGCAGGACCACGCUAAGGAGCACCCACAACCGCAACUCGUCUCCAUGGAAUCACAGUCACCCAGGCUGGUUGGGCACAGAUCUAGAUCAGGAAGCAUUACCUCCGACAUCCAGCGAAUGCCAACGGAGGCCAUCUACGCGGAGUUCGAGCGGCUGGUGCAGCGGGUGGAGGGCUCCCUGAAGGAGGUGGUGGAGCCGCCCUGCGCCGAUGUGGCCGCCCGGCUGCAGAGCUGCCUGCAGGCGCACCGCCAGCGGUCCUGCAACUGCUUCCCGGCCAUGGAGCAGUACCGCAACUGCGUGCUGCUGGCCACCCAGAGCCGGGUGGACGACCUGGCGGACCGGGAGCCACCGAUGAUCCCAGUGGUGCCGCCCCAGCCGAUGCCACGCCCCGCUGUCCCCCCGCGGUCCAAUCGCCGAUGGUGGAAGUUCUGGACCUGGUUCCGCUAGCCACAGAGAUGCACUUUUCGAUCCCCAAUCGCUGUCCGUUUCCAACCCCAAGGAAUUUCCAUCCCAAGCACAAUAAAGAAAGGGCUUCAUUAACGAAGGACGUAGACUUGAAUCCAUCUUACUGGUUGUCUCGGUUGCACCAGGUGCAGCCACAAGGAUGACGGUUGCCAGUGGAUUUUUGCCACAGUGGCUGCUCGGAAAUUCGAUAGGGCACCUAUUAGUCCGGACUCUGGCGAAAAUUGCAAAAUUCCAUUUUUGCCAGGGCGUUGAGAUACUUCUCAGCAGAGUAACUUAAAUCCAAGGAGGGUGGCUUGUUUUCUGGGAAAAGAAUUCACAAAGUAUAUUUGGAAUGGGGCCUUUUGAGCUAAA